AUGCAGACGACAGGAGGGCCUACGAACACCCUCUGUAUCAAAAAUGUUAAUGUUAACGAGUUAGCAGAAACAAUGGAGCGUCGACGAAUUGAUUUCUUUGCUGUGCGGGAAACGACGCACCGCGCCAAGGAGCUCGUAACAGACGCGAAGGCAAUACCUUAUGAAACGGUUUGUACGAUAAAGAUCGCCCCGCUGAAAUCGAAAGUAGUCGAAAGAUGUGGUCUACCGAGAAUCAAGUGGUGGCGACUAAAGGAAAAAGAAGAGGACAUCGUCUACCGCACUCGAAUACCGGCGGUAACGAUUGUCGACGACACUUGGAAGGGUGCUGCCAAUACGAUAGCCCGGGAUGCGCGGUCGGAGCUUGGCAUAAUCAAGCCUGGACGACGAAAGGUUGACGAGCAAACAUGGCUGUGGACGGAUAUCAUGCCAGAGAUAAACGGAUCGCAAGAAAACAUUGGAGCGAUGGCGAAAGUACUCCGCAACAUCCCGCCAUCCCUUGCGCUCCGCCAGGUACGGCCCCGUUCAGGAGAUAAUCGUGAAGGACACGGUUACGGCUAUAAGGAGGAUGAAACCGGGCAAAACAACUCGUCCUGA
Messenger RNA from Haemonchus placei, 594 nucleotides. The record is from the annotation of a GenBank genome assembly. NCBI's taxonomy places the organism in Eukaryota, Metazoa, Nematoda, Chromadorea, Rhabditida, Trichostrongylidae.